Messenger RNA from Colletotrichum karsti, 1872 nucleotides. RefSeq names its product zn 2cys6 transcription factor. Gene Ontology annotation, cellular component: nucleus. Gene Ontology annotation, biological process: DNA-templated transcription. The record is from RefSeq and is a predicted model, not a curated record. The transcript is spliced from 6 exons. Gene Ontology annotation, molecular function: zinc ion binding; DNA binding. The coding region runs from base 1 to 1872 and encodes 623 amino acids. NCBI's taxonomy places the organism in Eukaryota, Fungi, Ascomycota, Sordariomycetes, Glomerellales, Glomerellaceae.
AUGCAGGGGGUGACUUCUUCCCGGUGCAACGAAUCGCUCAGGCAUGUCUUCAGUGUCGACUGCGUUUACGGUGAAGAGAACCCUCGGCAGCGUCCUUUGGACUCUGAGCCACACGUCGAGCCCGACGCAUCUUCUCGGGAGGCCACCACAACUGUGUUGAGGAGACUGUCGAUGCUCGACAACAAGAUGGACAAUGUGACAGCACGACUAAGCACUAUUGAGAACCGCCUGACGCAACUUCUCGACCUCCACCUUGCAGGCAGCGUACAAGCGUCCCAUCCCAGAAACGGCACCGACGUGCCGAAUCUCGCCUCCAGUCAAGGUCAAAACAUGGUCGCGGAGCCGGAGGCACCUGUACAAGUGGAUGCUGGCAUGCCCGAAGACGUCGUCGCCGCAGCGGUGGAUGCCUACUUUUUCUACUGCCACAACCAACCCUACUCCUUUUUCCAUGAAGCGCACUUCCGCCGGCGCUUGUCAGAAAAGACCGUCCCUACACAUCUGCUGCUGACUAUAGUGGCCACAGCUGGCCGCUUCUGCUCACAUCCCUACUUCACAGGACGCGUGCAUGAAGCGUCCGUCGACUGUGCCAAUCGGGCCUGGAAGCUGAUCGUUUCGGAUUGCUUCACCGAGGGCACUGGGACCGAGAUAUCCGCAGUACAGACGGUAGCUCUAUUGGGUCUGUUUGAUUUCACUGCUGGUAGGUCGCGCCACGGUUCGGCAUGGGUCAAAGUAGGCAUGUCUGUAAGAAUGGCACAGGAUUGUGGACUCAUGUUGGAGAACGCAACUCAUCUUCCAUAUGUGGAGCAGGAAGAACGCCGACGCGUCUUCUGGUCUGUCUAUCUUCUGGACCGACUGGUAUCCUGCGGACGCGGUCGUCCGCCGGCCAUCGUCGAUGCGUCCUGCCACCUUCAGUUGCCAUGCGAAGAGGUGGUCUGGAAGAACGAGGUAUGGAGCAAGACGCAAUCUCUCGACGAGAUGACAAACCGCGCCUUGACAGUCCCUCAGAGUCAAGGCUCCUUCGCUCAUGUCAUCGCCAUGGCGCAGAUCCUGGGACGGAGUGCGCAAUACAUGCUCCAAGAGUUCAAUAUUCGCAGUCCUCACCCUCCCUGGGAUCGAAGCUCCGAUUUCGCUGCUCUCGAGUCUGAUCUCCUCCACUUUGAGGCAUCUCUGAGGAUCCAACAACCGUUGCAACAAGUUCUGGCUCCGUACAUCACGACCGACGGAGUCGUGGAUUACCACACCACGGGCCCGAUUAUCUUCUCUCGGGCAUUCUACCACCUCUGCUACUGCCUGCUCAAUCACCCUUUUCUGCUAAAGCGCAGGAUUGAUACGUGUCGCACGCUGGCCCCGACGAGUUUCCUGACACGAUCAUCUGACUUGGGUUGGUUGCAUGCGCAGCAUAUGCUAGCACUCAUACGAGACGCUCGAGAACUGGGGUGCUCCUUCCAUUCCUCUUCUAGCGGGUACUGCGCGACUGUUGCCGGUUCUAUCAUCGCUUUGAGAACCGGUGAUUCAGACUUGGCCGUGAGCCAGAGGGCUCAAGUUCUCCUUGAAGAGGCUUUAUCAUAUCUCGAUACUCUGGGUCGUCAUUGGAAUAAUGUCUCCUCGAUGGUGACAGUGCUUAGACGAAUGGUUUAUGAUGGUUUUCUGGGCGGAAGUCUGUGCAGUAGUGAGCUCCAAAGGGCCAACAUUACGCUGGCCGAAGAAGAGACCUUGUGGGCUGUCGUUGACUACAACACCAUGUCGAGCACAGUGAGCGAGGAAGCUCUGAAUAAUAAUCAAGACCUUAGUAGCAUAUGGCUCGACUCGUGGACGGACCUCUUUGGAGUGCCAGGCGAUCAAGUAGCUCCGUUGACUCCGAAUCCUUUGUAG